Sinocyclocheilus grahami is the source of this 4897-nucleotide messenger RNA. Its product is annotated as collagen alpha-6(VI) chain-like. The record is from RefSeq and is a predicted model, not a curated record. The transcript is spliced from 32 exons. Lineage: Eukaryota; Metazoa; Chordata; Actinopteri; Cypriniformes; Cyprinidae.
CACCUUCGAUGAUAAGACUGACAUCCUGCGCUACAUCAGCAGCAUGCCAUAUGGUCGUGGUAAAACAUACACUGGAGCUGCUCUCAAGUUUGCCAAAGAGCAUGUGUUCACCAAAGCAAGAGGCAGCAGAAGAGAUCAGCAUGUUCAGCAGGUUGCUGUUGUUAUCACUGAUGGAAAGUCAACAGAUGAGGUGGCCAGGGCUGCGGCAGCAUUGCGGCGAUCUGGCAUCACUAUAUUUGCGCUUGGUAUCAAAGACACCGAGGAGGAUGACUUGAGAGAGAUUGCUUCCUACCCAUAUAAAAAGUUUGUAUUCAACGUGGAAGACUUUGAUAAACUAAAUUCACUUUCAAAUAUUUUAACCAAAACACUCUGCAAUGAAAUCACAGAUUCCAUCAUACCUAGAGUUUCACUCUCACAGAGCUUUGUUUUACAAGGUUGCAAGCAAACAACCAAAGCCGACAUAUACUUUCUUCUGGAUGAAUCAGGAAGUAUAUCCUAUGAUGAGUUUGAUGAUAUGAAGAACUUUACUAAGCAAUGGCUUGAAGCAUUUGAGGUUGGAAAUAACCAUGUGCGCUUUGGAUUAGUAAAAUUUGCAAGCAGCGCAACAACAGCUUUCCGAUUACAUGACUAUAACACAAAAGCUGAUAUCGAAAAGGCAGUGAAUGCCCUCAUUAUGGAGGGAGGGGGCACCAGGACUGAUUUGGGGUUGAGAGAAAUGAUCCCGCUGUUCGAAGAAGCUGUACGAACACGUGAGGAAAAAGUUCGUAAGCUCCUGAUUGUCAUCACAGAUGGCGAGUCAAGAGGGACAGAAGAGUCGGUAGAAGUCCCUGCUAAACUUCUGAGAACAGAACAGAAUGUCACCAUUUAUGCUAUUGGUGUGAAAGAUGCAUCUGAGCCAGAGCUGGAAUUAAUAUCUGGCAGCCCACAAAGAACAUUUUAUGUCAAAAACUAUGAUUUCCUUGAUGAAAUCAAGAAAGACAUCAUUACAGAAAUAUGCUCCUUUGAAGGUUGUGAAGGUCUUUUUGCAGAUGUUGUCUUCCUGCUUGAUGGAUCAGAAAGCGUUAGUGCUAAGGACUUUGAAAAUAUGAAGUACAUAAUGAAGCUUGUGAUAGAUAGGUUUGUAAUUGGACCGGACAAGGAGCGUGUUGCGGUUGUUCAGUAUGGCACAGACCCAAAGGAGGAGUUUUCCUUAAAUAAAUUUGACGAUAAAGCUGUAUUAUUACAGGAAAUUAGAAAUAUUAAACAGAAGAAUGGAAAAACAUACACUGGAAAAGCACUUAAAGAAGUAUUACAAUCUUUCAACAUUUCUAAAGGAGGACGCGCCAGUGCUUUAAAGUUCUUGAUACUUCUUACAGAUGGAGAGAGUUGGGAUGAUGUAUCUGAGCCUGCUAAAGUCUUGAGAGACAAUUUAAUCAACAUUAAUGCUAUUGGUAUGAGACAUGCAAACAAAUCUCAGAUUCUUGCCAUUGCUGGAUCCCAUGAUGGAGUGUUCUUUGAAGACGCUGUUGCAUCCCCAAAAGAAUUAAGCAAUGACAUCCUUCUAAAGAUCUGCAACACAGAAUGCAAGACACCAGAAUUGAUCGAUAUAAUCUUCCUUAUGGAUGCCUCCGGAAGUCCAAAUAAAGAUGGUUUCCAGGAAAUGAUAAACUUAAUGAAAUAUACGGUGAGCAAAUCUGUGGUUGGAGAAAAACGGGUACGAUUUGGCGCUGUCACCUACUCUAAUAACCCUCAUUCAGAGUUCACACUAAAACAGUACUACAGUCAAACUGAUAUUCUGAGGGUUAUCUCAAACCUCAAAACUUCAGGAGGAAGCAGAAACACGGUCCGAGCCCUGAACUAUACACUCUCCUACUUUGGUGGAACACAUGGUGGACGACGGGCAAAGAAUGUUCCCCAAGUGCUAUUUCUGAUUACAGACGGCAAGGUUAAUGACUUAAGUGGUCUAGCAACAUGGCCUGAAUCCCUGGCAAAUUCAGAGGUCAACUUUUUUGCUAUUGGUACUGAAGAUGCAGAUGCAGAACAGCUAAAGGAGAUGGUGGGAAAGAAAGGAACAGUGCACUAUGCAAAGACCUACCAGGAUCUGCAUGGACUGCAAAAACGGAUCACCCAAGAGCUCUGCGAUCUUACCAAACCAAUUUGUGAGAUGGAGGUAUCAGACCUUGUUUUUUUAAUUGAUGGAUCAGAGUCUAUUGACGAACCAAGUUGGAAUACUCUCAAAAAAACCAUGAUUGGCAUUGUGAAAGAGCUGGAUAUUGCUCAAGACAAAUGGCGAGUGGGUGUUGCCCAGUUCAGCGAUAUACUCCUGCAUCACUUUUACCUGAACACAUACACUAGUUUUGCAGAAGUGGAGGAAGCUAUAAACAAAAUUAGACAACGAAAGCAGGGCACAAGUACUUGGGACGCACUGAGAAAUAUUAGAUACUACUUCACAAGAGAGAAUGGAUCCAGAAUAGAUGAAAGAGUCGCUCAGAAUCUCCUGCUGAUCACAGAUGGAAAAGCUAAUGAUGAGAAAGACUUGAACGCAUUAGUGUAUCUCAGAAACAAGAACAUAACUAUAACUGCCAUUGGGAUUGGCGAUGAAAUAAAGAAAUCUGAACUGCGUGAAAUAGCUGGAUCAGCUGAUCGGGUCCUUAUUGAGACUUUUGAAGGCCUUGAACUGAAGACAACCAUAAGGAAAGUGUUACAUUUACUCUGUACAGACACAAGACCAAUACCACAACCCCCAUAUGACUGUGAUAUUGACAUUGCCUUUGGGUUUGACGUGUCCAGACGGACAAGCACACAAACUCUGUUCAGACCUCAGGUGGAACCGUUGGUUUCUGCAGCCAUCCACCGUAUCUCCAUGAUGGGUGAUCUGUGCUGCAUCAAAAAGGACAAGAUUACAACUAGAUUUGGCUAUAGGCUAGAUAGGAGUGUUCUGAAUGAUUUUGGCUUUGAGAAGUACAGCGAGGAUGUGGUCAAGAAAGUGAUGUCAUUUCAACCUACGGCACCCCUGGCCUUCAACGGGGUUCUGUUAGAUUCCUUCAGAGAAUUGUUAGCCUCCUCCAAAGCCAAGGCAAAGGUUUUGAUAAUCUUCACAGAUGGGUUGGAUGAUAACAUUAAGCAUUUAAUGGCAAGUUCAGAGAGACUUAAGCAAAGUGGGGUCAGUGCACUGCUGAUUGUGUCUUUGGAGGGAAUAAUGGACGUUCACCAGCUGGAAUUUGGCAGAGGUUCCGGCUACAUGCAGCCACUGACCAUCAACAUGCUAAAUUUAGGCAACGCUCUUAUGAAACAGAUUGAAACAGUAGUGCUGAGGAAAUGCUGCGAUGUGCUUUGUUCAUGCACCGGUGUACCUGGACCACGAGGACCCCCUGAAAGCUUGGGUCAAAAGGGAUAUAAAGGUCAGAAGGGUCAUCCUGGAUUUCCGGGAGAUGAAGGUAGUAUGGGAGAGCGAGGACCACCAGGGCUGAAUGGAACUCAGGGACACAGCGGUUGCCCUGGAAACAGAGGAAUACAUGGCCAGAGAGGCUACACUGGAAAUAAAGGAGAAGAUGGGGAGGAUGGGCUGGAUGGAGUGGAUGGAGAACAGGGUGAUGCUGGCCUAAAUGGGCUUCCAGGACCUAAAGGAGACCCAGGCAGUGCUGGUGUGAAGGGUUUCAGAGGCAGUCCGGGACCUGACGGACACAGCGGAGUAAGAGGAGAUCCUGGUGCACCAGGAAUAGACAACACAAUUCCAGGUCCAAAAGGCGAGAGGGGAGAUACUGGGCUCCCGGGUGACCAGGGCACUGUUGGACCCCCAGGCAGAAAACAGUUUGUAUUUUGGUAGGGUGCUCCAGGAAGAAAAGGCCGACCAGGAUUGCCGGGUGACUCUUCAAAUGAAAAAGGAGAAGCUGGACAGCGAGGGAUUCCUGGUUAUCCUGGACAAGUGGGACCACCAGGCUCAAAAGGGUUCCAAGGAGACAAUGGUCCUCCGGGUGCACCUGGAAUUCAGGGUCCCUUUGGCCCACCUGGACCUGAAGGAUCAAAGGGAGGUCGAGGAUCCAGAGGGCCAAGGGGUCCACCGGGUGACCCGGGGCCCAAUGGAGCACUGGGAUCAGAGGGAUUCAAAGGGCCUCUGGGACAAGAUGGAAGAGAUGGGUAUGGACCUUCUGGGCUCAAAGGACACAAGGGAAACAUUGGAUACUUUGGCCUCCCUGGUUUGCAGGGUGAGGAUGGUACCAAAGGAUCCAGUGGAAGUAAAGGACAUAAAGGUUAUCGAGGAAAACCGGGAAACACUGGUCUCGAAGGUCCUCCGGGUACUCCAGGAGAGAAUGGGAUGGACGGACACAGGGGUGAAAAAGGACCUCCUGGAAUCAGUCCAAUGCCUGAAUGUGACCUGGUCGAACACAUACGCAAAAACUGUCCUUGCUGCUCCGGUAAUGGUACCCGGUGUCCAGUUUACCCCACAGACCUGGUGAUAGCAUUGGACAUGUCUGCGGGUGUGACUCCUCAAGUGUUCGAGCGGAUGAGUUCUGCGGCUCUAUCUUUAUUGGAAGACAUUUCCAUUGCUGAAACAAAUUGUCCAUGGGGAGCUCGAGUAUCUGUGAUCUCCUACAGCAGUGAAUCCAGGAACCUGAUCCGUUUCGCAGAACACCUUAAGAAGAAGAGCCUUCUGGAAGCUGUAAGAACAUUCGCUCUAGAGAGAACCACAAAAACUAGAGACAUCGGACAAGCCAUGAGCUUUGUGGCCCGCAACAUCUUCAAACGUGUCCGAAAGGGCAGGCUCAUGAGGAAAGUGGCCGUGUUCUUCACAAACGGGCCGUCGAGGGAUGAAUCGAGCCUUGCAACAGCCAUGCUGGAGUUCAAGGCUGCAGACAUUGGCCUCGGAGUGAUCGCCUUAAAUCCUGCGGAUGAUGUGAGCCGAGCAAUGCAGCUGUAA